Messenger RNA from Cinara cedri, 478 nucleotides. The record is from the annotation of a GenBank genome assembly. Lineage: Eukaryota; Metazoa; Arthropoda; Insecta; Hemiptera; Aphididae.
AUGAACGUGGAAACUGAAUUACUGUUGGCCAUAUUAUUAAUAAAAAAAAAAAAAAACGUAGAAAUACAUCAAGAAGAUUCUGGUUACAUCCAUUUCUUUUAGACCAGUUUUCUAUUUCACUUAUAAAAUUUUCAAUAUUUUUUAUUUGUACAAUCAGACGUCAUUAUUUCAAUAUUGACAGAAAACUACACUCAGACCAAUAAAGACCGAAAUCAAAAUAAAUUAAAAAAUAAUAAUCGAUAUCGUUUGAUCAAACACGUAUUAAUUGCGCUACUAAAAAUAGUCGCGUGAUUGCAGUCGCGUGUGAAACGCCCGAUCUAAAAAUAAGUUCUGUUACUGCGCGGCGUUCUGCGGUGAAACCAGCCACACACACAACGUCAGUAGCGCUUCCAAUCAGUGGCUGUGGCCGUCGUGCGUGAGACCAUCCGUACGCGUUUAUGUUUUCCCGAUGGCAGCGCUGCCAAGUGGCUCCGUGUGA